Molecule: messenger RNA, 2265 nt
Organism: Dujonia railenensis
Lineage: Eukaryota; Fungi; Ascomycota; Pichiomycetes; Serinales; Debaryomycetaceae
Source: the annotation of a GenBank genome assembly
AUGUCGGUUUUCUCCUUCGAUUCAGAGUACCUCUUCGCUCCUAGCGAUAAGAGUGGUGCACAAUUGCUCGAGCAGUACAUCCCUGUAGAAGAUGAAAUUUUGAGAAAGAAAUUGGCAGAUUCAGCGCCAAUUCCGGGCACUGAAAGGGAAGGAUAUUCUGCUGUCUAUAGAAAUGCAGCAUUCCCUAGGGUCCUUAAAUCGGGGAUCUCGCUGGAUUUAAAUACCUACGGUAAAUUUUUCAACAGUACUGUCAGAAGCAAACCUGAUAACCCAUGUUUCGCUUCAAGAGAGUAUGAUUAUGUCCAGAAAAAAUCUGCUGAUCACUACUCCACUCUUACGUAUUCGGAAGUUAACACUAGGAAAAAGAACUUUGGUGCAGGAUUGUUAUACCUUUUAAGUAACUCCAACUUCUUGGAACCAGCCAAGUACAAUUCACAUCAAAAGAUCGUUGACCAUGUUAAAAAUUACGGCACUUAUGACAAGAACAAUAUGUCAUUUAUUUUGACCGUUUUUGCCCCAAAUAGGAUGGAAUGGAUGCUUACUGAUAUUAUGUGCUGUGACUACUCUAUUACCAAUAGUUCCCUUUACGAUACAUUAGGCCCUGAUGUAUCAAAGUACAUUUUAGAAUUGACUGAAUCCCCUGCUAUUGUUCUUGAUAAGCACAAUAUUAACACCAUUUUGAAUUUGAAGAGACAAUUCCCAAAGGCUUUAGAGAAUUUGAUUUUGCUUAUUUCCAUGGACCCCUUGGAUUUGGAAGGUAAGAACGAGUCUAUAUCGUUUGAAGAUGUGCUGAAUGUAUCCGCCGCUAGAGAAUUGGGUAUCACCUUGAUUGAUUUGGAUAGGGUUGAGAAAGUUGGAGAAAUCUUCCCUCAUAAAGAACUUCCUUCCACUCCGGAGUCCACCUAUACCAUCAGUUUCACUAGUGGUACAACAGGCUCUAAACCAAAGGGUGUAGUGUUGCUGCAUGUUACUGCAGGUGCUGGUAUUACAUUUUUGCAUCCUACUUUAGCCCCUCCAAAAAAUGGUAAAGCAUUUGCCUUUUUACCAUUAGCUCAUAUUUAUGAAAGACAAAACACUGCAUAUGCAAUCAGUUUAGGGAGUCUUAUUGGUUUCCCACAAUUAGGAGGAACUCCAUUGACUCUUAUUGAAGACUUAAAGCUUUUCAAGCCUAAUGUUUUAACAAACGUACCAAGAGUUUACACUAAAUUCGAGGCUGCUAUUAAAUCUGCCACAAUUGAACACCCAACAAGUUUGUUUACAAGAAGUUUAUUCGAUAAGAUUUUGAAUUCUAAAAAAGAACUUCAAAGUAAGCAAGAUCAUGACCCUGGUUAUCACUUCGUUUACGAUAAGAUUUUCCUUCUGAAGAUUAGAGCUAAGUUUGGAUUCGAUGAUAUGGUAUUCUCAGUGUGUGGUUCUGCACCAAUUUCCGUUUCAACCAUUAAAUUUUUGAAGGCAGCUUUAAAUAUUGGGUUUUCCCAAGGUUAUGGAUUAACUGAAUCCUUUGCCGGGAUGUCUGUUACUAUUUCAUUUGACAGUGACCCUGGUUCAUGUGGAUCUUGUGGUAUUACCACUGAAAUGAAGUUGAAGGAGUUACCUCAGAUGGGAUACCAUGCAAAUGACGAAGGUGGUCCUCGUGGUGAGCUUUUACUUAGAGGACCUCAAAUAUUUUCCCACUACUUCAAGAAUGAAGAAGAAACCUCAAAGGCCUUUGAUGAGGAAGGUUGGUUCCAUACCGGAGAUGUUGCUAAGUUUGAUAGCAGAGGUAGAAUUUACAUCAUCGAUAGAGUUAAGAAUUUCUUCAAAUUAGCACAGGGUGAGUACGUCACUCCUGAAAAGGUUGAAAAUGCCUACCUUUCUGCCAAUCCUAUUCUUACUCAAUUGUAUGCACAUGGAGAUUCUUUGAAACAUUUCUUGGUUGGUAUUUGUGGUGUUGAUAUUCCUUUAGCCCGUAAAUUUUUGAAGGAAAACUGUCAGAUUAAAAUUCAGGAAGGCACCAAUGAGGAUGAAAUUGUUGCACUUAUCAAUCAAAAGGAAAACAGGAAGUUAGCCUUGGCUUAUGUUAAUGAAAUAGUCUCCAGAGAAGGGAAGCUUUCAGGCUUUGAAAAACUUCACAACCUUUAUUUUGAAAUUGAGCCAUUAAGAUUAGACAGGGACGUUAUCACUCCUACUACAAAGUUGAAAAGACCAAUUGCUCGUAAGUUCUUCGGUGAACAAAUUGAUGCAAUGUAUAAAGAAGGUAGCUUGAUUGACAAAAACAAGUUGUAG